Molecule: messenger RNA, 477 nt
Organism: Paraglomus brasilianum
Lineage: Eukaryota; Fungi; Glomeromycota; Glomeromycetes; Paraglomerales; Paraglomeraceae
Source: the annotation of a GenBank genome assembly
AUGGGCAUAACGAUGAUGGCAACGACUGUUGAUUCAGAGACGCAGCGUCUUAACGGCGAAUCUAACUCACUGCAGGCUCUAGAACAUAUGCUUACCCAACUGAUAAAUUCUCUAUGGAAUAUGAUUAUUACCGUUUACGAUAUGCAAACUGAUAGCGUUGAGCUGAUUGUCCAGUAUGCUGAACAGAUUCUAGAGUGUAUAAAGGAAAUCGACAAAAUAAAAGACAGUAUAAAUAUCGAGGUUCCAAUGGAGGCUAUCGAAUGUCUAUGUGAUGGAGGUAAUCCAGAUAGUUUUAUGAAUGAGUAUGUUCGAGAAGUGUUUACAGAAGACCAGCAAGCACAUAGCAAGACAGAAGCAAUACACAACUUUAGAGAUUUGCUGAUCGAUCGGCUAAAGUCUACGUUCCCCACCGAUGCCGAUUUAUAUACAUCAUCUUCAUCGACUACGGAAGAGCGAAAAGAAAGCAACGGACAUUAA